Molecule: messenger RNA, 819 nt
Organism: Cladocopium goreaui
Lineage: Eukaryota; Dinophyceae; Suessiales; Symbiodiniaceae
Source: the annotation of a GenBank genome assembly
AUGUCGGUUUCUGUGGAUGUUCCUGGACAUGGCAAUUUCGAUAUCGCACUGACUUCUUCGAGCACCGCUGCUGACAUGAUUUUUCUUUUACGCGAGCGUUUGCCAGACAGUCCAUGGCAUGGGAACAAGGUGCUGUCAAGUGGGGUCUGCCAGCUACAGUGCGAUGACAUUGUGGAGGCAACCCGCCACAGCACUUUAGUCUUGACAAACUACUCAGAGAUCACCAACCAGGAGGCUUUCUGCAUCGAAGAUACUGCAGAGCGAGGGAUCACGCGCGAGCAAUUGGCGAAGAUCGUUGCUUUCAUCUCCAAAAUGGCUGACAGAUGGUGCGAGACUUUCGGAGAACAGUGUGGGACAAGGCUGCAGUUUGAGACCUUCAACUUGUAUCAUGCGAAUCACUGGAUCAUCAAACCAGCCACCGAAGACGGCUAUGCGAAAAAGGGCUGCAGCAUGGUAGAGCUCAUGGCGAUUCAAGUUCAGAGACCUCAUUGGUUUGUGUCACAUGCUUGGAUCGACGUAAUGAUAGAUGAAAGUCAAUGUAUUGCUUUGAAGCACGUCCAAUUUUGUGUUGGGCAGAUCUGUGAGGAGCCUGUUUGUAAGUUUCUGGCCUGCUUGGAGCAGCAUGCUCUGGUGCGAGAACUCUCAAGCAGUACAUUCUAUUGGGUCUGUGCAUAUGCCAAUAACCAGCACUGCGUGGAAGAGGAUAUCAAAAGCAACCCACGCAGCACUUCAUUCUACAGAGCUAUGCAGAUGUCUGAGGGAGUUCUUUUGGUGCUGGAUUCAGCUGGAACGCCUUUCGAUCAUAGCUACUUCCUGUGA